CUCCGCCUUCAAAAUCUAGAUCAUCAUAUCAAUAAAAUUGAGAGCAGCUUUGUUGCAAAACUCCUGGCUGUAAAAUUCCCAAUUUUUGAGUGGAGUUGUCAGCUAUCGAAGAAUCGCAGGCAAGAUGCCUUCUUAUGAUGAGGAGACUUUUGAUUUACCUCUGGCAAAAAGGCAAAAACGUCUUGUAGAUGAGAAGAGUCCAAAGCGACCACAGGCCACCGGGUCCAAAGUCUUCUCCCCUUUUCGAACCUUAGGCCUAGUAUCUUCUACGGCAGUCCCAUUUACCUGCGUCCGUUUGGGGAAAGCUACAAUACAGAUUACAACGUCUGUAGGGCGUUCUUUACAGACUUAUGAUUUACGACGAGGUCUGAGUUUGAUAUUCGUCAGCCGGCCCCAGACGCCAGAGAUAAUCACCGCUACCUACGCAUGGCAGGAUAAAGUGUUUGCUGCCUGGGGAAACCUCCAACCUGGGACACAAGGGGGCAUUUGGGUCUUCAAACGUGGCAAGAUAAUUGCUUCUCUAGAGACACCGCCAAGUCUUGUUGAACCCAUUGAACGAUUGCUCGUUUUCGGCACGUGGAUUGUCGGCUGCUGCAAAAAGAGCAUAGAAGUAUGGAAAACUUCAUCUUAUGAACACUACACUACCUUGAUUCCUCAGUGCCCCGGUGAACACAUCUACACUGGUCAGAUGUGCAAUCUGCCAACAUAUCUUAAUAAAAUAUUUGUUGGGAGAUCCGAUGGGAGCGUUGACAUCUGGAAUCUUAGAACCGGGAAAUUUCUAUAUUCAAUCCUUCCCGCAUCUACAAAUCAUGGGCCUGUCACUGCUCUUCAACCUACUCCAGUUUUGUCACUCCUGGCAAUUGCUCACAAAAAUGGUGCACUGUCAAUCCAGAAUGUUGAAACAGAUCAGCUUGUCUUAUGCUUGAGAACAGCCUCAACAGAAGCCGCAACGACCACAUCGAUCGCGUUUCGAAGUGAUAACCUAGGCGCGGGCGAGGACGGCAGAAAAUCUGGCGUUAUGGCAACAGCAUGUUUGGACAGCGGCGAUAUUACAAUGUGGGAUUUGAACAACGGGGGGCGGGUAGCCGGUAUUCUGCGCAAAGCACAUAGAGUAUCUGAAAAUGAAGCAGGAUCGGGAAUAAACCACAUUGAAUUCCUGGAUGGACAGCCUUUGCUCGUUUCGUCUGGGAAAGACAACUCUCUCAGAACGUGGAUCUUCGAUGAGACACCUUUUUCCCCGAUUCCCAGGCCCCUUCAUUCAAGGAGUGGUCACUCUGCUGCAGUCACUGCUCUAGGUUUCUUGCCUGCUUCUUCAGAUGGUUCGGAAUUCAGUGGAAAAUGGUUAUUGAGUGCAAGCAAGGAUUGCAGUUUAUGGGGUUUCAGCUUACGAAAAGAUAGCCAGAAUACUGAGCUUUCACAAGGGAGUAUGGAAAAUAAAGCAAAGAAAAUGGGUGGUAACACGGGCGGAGGUACAAACAUUGGGACACUGAACGAUCUAAAGGCGCCAGAGAUAACAUGCAUUGCCUGUUCUCUCAACCGCGAUGGAGGAAUGGGCAUUACGACUUCGGGUUCUAUUUGGGCAAAUCCAAGAUUUACGAAUACAGACGCCUCCAAUACAACUGGCUGGGAAAGUAUAGUAACCGGUCAUCGUGGAGAUAAAUAUGCCCGCACCUGGUUUUGGGGUAAGAAGAAGGCCGGCCGCUGGGUGUUUGAAAGCGGCGACGGAACUGAUGUAAAGAGUGUGGCCAUUUCACAGUGCGGGACGUUCGCUUUCAUCGGGUCAGCAGGGGGCAGCAUUGAUAUGUUCAACCUGCAAUCUGGCUCACACAGACAGAGCUUUCCCGCUCGCCCACUCAAGCCGUAUGAUAGGAGGAAAACUGAGGAGGCAAAGCACACGAAAGCAGUUACUGGUUUAAUGGUCGAUGGGCUGAACCAGACAGUCAUCAGUUGUGGACUUGACGGGAAAGUCAAGUUUUGGGAUUUUAUCUCUGGGACACUCAUCGAUGAGCUCAAUUGGCAUCCAAUGGCCGCCAUUACUGGACUUCGAUACAGUAGCGCGAGCGAGUUGGUCGCCUUCAGUUGCGAUGAUCUUUCGAUUCGUGUCGUUGACAUUGAAACGAGAAAGGUUGUCCGAGAGUUCUGGGGAUGUGUGGGUCAAGUAAAUGACUUCACUUUCUCCAAUGACGGCCGGUGGGUUCUUGGUGCUUCCAUGGACUCUAUUAUCCGUGUAUGGGAUUUGCCAACUGGACACCUCAUCGAUGUCUUCCAUGUUUCUAGCACAUGCACCGCAUUAGCCAUGUCAUCAACGGGGGAAUUCCUAGCUACCUCCCACGCAGAUGGAGUCGGUGUCAAUAUUUGGACCAACCGGAGCUUAUUCAUACCUGUGUCGACAAAAAAUAUGGAUGAGAAUGACAUUCCAAAUAUUCAUACACCUACAAUGUCUAGUGAAUGUGGAGUGGGACUGAUCGAUGCUGCAUUCUCAGAAGAGCAUAUGCAGGAUGAGGCAGAAGGUCCAGUUCUCUCAACAGAGCAACUGAGUCAAGAUAUGGUGACAUUGAGCAUUAUCCCCAAAAGUAAAUGGCAGACUUUACUUCACUUGGAUAUGAUCAAGGAACGCAAUAGGCCAAAGGAUGCACCAAAAACGCCCAAAAACGCCCCAUUCUUUUUACCUUCUCCUUCCGAAGGAGCAAGUGCUCAUGAAAACAUUGGUAUUGAGCCAAUAGUUGAGAGUACUGCCGCCGAGCGUUCACGAAUCACCAAGAUGCAAAAUUCAAGCGGUGGGAGUCCUAUAGGGUCUCGCUUCACGUGUCUCUUACAAUCGGGCUGCCAAACUGGCGACUUCGAUCCAUUUAUCGAAUAUCUCAAAUCGCUGUCCCCAGCAAAGGCUGAUCUUGAAAUAAGAUCCCUGGAUCCACGAGUGCAAGAAGGAAGCUCUGAAUUGUCUGUUUUCAUCGUUGCAUUAACAAGCCGCUUACGACUGAAAAAGGAUUUUGAGCUUGUUAAUGCUUGGAUGGCAGUACUAUUGAAGAUACACGCUGAUACUUUGGGGAAUUGCUCUGAAGAGAAUACAGGUGAACACAAUAUAUUAAGGGAUGCUCUUAUUAUUUGGAGUCAAGAGCAACAGACAGAGAGCAAACGCUUGGCUGGGCUUGUGGGAUAUUGUCGCGGUGUGGUGGGAUUUUUAAGGUCAUCACGCUAAAAUCCAGCCGGAGCCAUCGUAAAGGUUGAUUAAGAUUAACUGCUGCUUUGUCUACGUAGUUUUAUUUACAGAUAGGACAACAAACAUGCCCCUGUUUUGGUACUUAGUAUGGAUUAUGAUAUUAAAGUGAAAUAAAUAGAAUCAGC
Molecule: messenger RNA, 3345 nt
Organism: Aspergillus wentii DTO 134E9
Lineage: Eukaryota; Fungi; Ascomycota; Eurotiomycetes; Eurotiales; Aspergillaceae
Product: rRNA-processing protein UTP21
Exons: 5
Coding region: 125-3199 (1024 amino acids)
Biological process (GO): rRNA processing
Cellular component (GO): Pwp2p-containing subcomplex of 90S preribosome; small-subunit processome
Molecular function (GO): protein binding
Source: RefSeq, a predicted model, not a curated record